GAAUAAAGAUUAGGUGGUGAGAAUAUAAAUGAUGUAAACAGAACCGCGUUGUGUGAUUGUUUCAAAGAUUAAAGUGAAAAGCUCUGUAUCUGUUAUUGCCAACUGAGCUCUGCAUCUACGUUUUGAGAAAUCUAUUCGAUCUGAGAUAAGUUGUAGAUAUGUGGAAGGGGCAAAAUUGUUUAUUCUAAACAUAAGCAGAGUGGAAAGCUACACUGAGAUGGAAGAACCUAGUUGGAUGGUUCCAAUUAAAGUUAUGUUCCAUGCCCUCAAUCAUAAAGAAGUUCAAGCAUGUAGCAUUUUCAACGUUCCAGAAGAACUUCGAGAAGCAAACGAAGAUGCUUACAAACCGAAACAUAUCUCCAUAGGACCAUUACAUAAAGGAGCAACAAGACACCUUCAUUUAAUGGAAGAACCCAAAUGGCGUUACAUGCGUGAAUUUCUUGACCGAAAACCAGAAAAAGAUAGAAGUUCAGAGAAUAGGUUAACAGAAUGUGGCGUUGACAUUCUCAAUUUAAAUAAUGUUAUUUGUGCUAGCUAUGGUGGAAGCAAUAACAAUAUAGUCCAAGAAACAAACUCGCAUGAAAUUACUAAAAUAAUGAUAGUAGAUGGUUGUUUUCUGUUGGAGCUUCUCAUGAAGCUUGAUGAUUACAUAAACAACCCUACAACUUAUAACAAGGACUCAAUCCUUGAAACAGAAGAAAAGAUUAUAUCUGUUUUAAAUGAUAUAGCAAUGCUUGAGAAUCAAAUUCCCUUCGUUGUUCUCAAGAGAUUAUUUAGGAAGGUAUUUCGUGAUCCUUGUAGAAUCGAAGAUGAUCAUCGUGUUGCUGAAUAUGUUUGUAAGGCUUUUGGUUACAAAUUUGUGCCUAACACAUUGGUGCGUAGCUCAGGAGUUGCUCAUAUACUUAAUUUGAUGCACUUGAUUACGGUGGAGCAAAGCUCCCAAGAUGAAGGGAAAAAAGCGAAGCUAGAAUUAUUGUGUUGUGCUACACAACUUCGUGCUUCUGGGGUCAUAAUCCAAGGUAAAUCAAAUAGCACAAAUCAAAAUAAACAUAACUUGGUGGAUGUGUUUGAUUUUAAUAUAUGUUUUAAUGAUUGUAAGUUGGAUAUUCCACCACUAUAUAUUAAGGAAACAACUGAAGUGAAGUGGAGGAAUUUGAUUGCUUGGGAGCAAAGCAAAAUUGGGAUUCCAUCCAAAUACACUUCUUAUGCACUUUUUUUCAAUGGUUUAAUAUGUUGUGAACAUGACAUUGAAUUUCUUAAUGAAAAAGGAGUUAUUAUAAAUAAGAUGAACAAGAGUAAUGAAGAUUUGUUGGCACUAUUUCGCACAAUUUCUAAGGGAGCAGAACAGAUGGAUUCGAGUUAUAGUGAGAUUUGUGAAAGGUUGAAUGUCUAUCACUACAAGGGGAAGAAAGUCACAAAAAGGUUGCAAAAAUGGCCUAUACAUGUUUGGCAUCAAUGCAGGCGAAUAUUUGAUAUUAUUGUGUACUAUGGGCGAAAAAGGUACAAUAUUUUGAUACAUGACCAUAUGCCUACUGUGUGGAAAUUCAUAGGAAUUGUUGCAGCUGCUUUGCUCCUUGUUCUUACUAUAAUGCAGACAUAUUACUCAUCCCGCAGUCACUAAGUUGUUUUCUUUACGGCUUGGCUUGGAAUUUUCAUCAAAAUGUUGUAUUUAUUAAUAUUUGAUUCAAAGUGAAAGAAUUGAAAGAUAAGUAGAAUCUUGUUUAUGCUUCAGCUAUAUGAAUAAAAUGUAGCUACUCUUUCCCAGUUA
Molecule: messenger RNA, 1768 nt
Organism: Trifolium pratense (red clover)
Lineage: Eukaryota; Viridiplantae; Streptophyta; Magnoliopsida; Fabales; Fabaceae
Product: UPF0481 protein At3g47200-like
Exons: 3
Coding region: 218-1621 (467 amino acids)
Source: RefSeq, a predicted model, not a curated record